AACCAAAAGGUGACAGGUUGUAUGAAGGUUGCGACAAAAUUGUCUACAGGGAAUGUUCCCACAACCAAAAGGUGACACUCCCACAACGUUUGGGAACUAGACAUUGUUGUCUGGGGUUAACAUUGCUGUAUUUUAUUGUUUUUAAAAUAAUAAAAAUAAUAAAAUAGGCCAGUUUCACAUACAUACCCAGUAUACCCUCACACUGACAACUCAGUGACUGUGUGAAUAAUAGAUGCACCAAUAACAUUAGAGGACUGUUGGGGUGCGGAUUUCCCUUAUUUAGUCAGACUGGGACACAGGAGCAGCAGCAGCAGCAUCAACAGCAGCAGCAGCAGCAGCAGUGUCGUAAAAUGCGGUGCUGAGGAAAACGGGAGGCGAUACACAGAGACACACAGAGAGGGAGAGAGGAGAAGAACAUUCGGAAUAUCUCUUAUGAGACUGGUCGUGCUCUCCUGCUCGGACAUGUGGUGCACUCGGCAGCAGCAGCAGUUGUAGUAGUAGCACAGGCUGUAGGCUACAGUAGCAGCAAUAGCAUCAGCAGCAGCGGCUGUGGUUGUGGUGGCGGCGCCUACAUGGUGCAGAGACUAUUAUAGCGCGUCUUCCGGGGCUUCUUUUGUCUUUAAUUCCCCCCGUUUUCUGUGCCCUUCCUUCGGUAAUGAGCUUGCUGGGGGCCUACAAGAAAAAGACCAGUUACGAUGGCUAUGAAUCUUUGCAGUUGGUCGAUAGCCCUGGAGAAAGCUUCAGUGUUGGCAGAGGCGGCGGCGGCAGCAGCAGCGGCAGUGGUAGCGGCAGCGGCAACAGCGGAAGCAGCAGCGGUGCACACGGAGCCUCCACAGCUGCGAACAACAACCUGCAGGGAGCGAAGAUAGGCCCGCUGAGAGAGGAGGACUGCAGCACCAUGGACAGCUCAGAUAUGGAUGCAAAUUACGGAGGAGGACUGUUUGAUAUGGUGAAAGGAGGAGCUGGGAAGUUCUUCAGCAACUUCAAGGACAACCUGAAGGACACGCUGAAGGACACAUCGACCAAGGUCAUGCAUCAGGUCGCCACGUACACAAAAGGGGAGCUGGACAUUGCCUACAUCACAUCGCGCAUCAUAGUCAUGACAUAUCCAGCGGAGUCGGUGCAGAUUGGCUAUCAGAACCACGUUGAGGACAUGCGCUCCUUCCUCGACAGUCGCCAUGCCGACCAUUACACUGUUUUCAACCUGUCCCAGCGCAACUACCGUGGCGCCAAAUUCUCCAACAGGGUUUCAGAGUGUAAUUGGCCCUCCCGCCAGGCUCCCAGCCUCCACAACCUCUUUGCUGUGUGUAAGAACAUGCACAAUUGGCUCAAACAGAAUCCCAAGAACGUGUGUGUCAUCACCUGUUCGGAUGGUCGCGCUCCCUCUGGUGUUUUGGUCUGUGCCAUGUUCUGCUUCUGCCACCUCUUCAACAACCCAGUUCCUGCCAUGCAGCUGCUCAGCGCCAAGAGACCCGGUUCUGGCCUCUGGCCCUCACACCGCAGGUACAUCGGCUAUGUGUGUAGUAUGGUGUCAGAGAAGCCCAGUCUGCCCCACUCUAAGCCCCUGGUGAUCAAGUCCCUCACCAUGAGUCCAGUUCCCUGCUUUAACAAGCAGCGCAGUGGCUGUCGGCCCUUCUGUGACGUCCUCAUUGGAGAGACAAAGAUCUUCACCACUGCACAGGAGUAUGAGAGGAUGAGAGAGCACAGGGUCCAAGAUGCCAAGGUGGUUUUCCCUCUGGGCGUCAGUGUGCAAGGCGACGUCGUGGUUUCGGUCUACCACAUGCGGUCAACCAUCGGAGGACGUCUGCAGGCUAAGGUGUCCAACACUCAGAUCUUCCAGAUCCAGUUCCACACUGGCUUCAUUGCCCCUGGUACCACCGUGCUAAAGUUUAACAAGCCAGAGCUUGAUGCAUGUGACUCUCCUGAGAAGUAUCCUCAGCUGUUCCAUGUGAUGCUGGACAUGGAGGUAGAGGGUGUGGACAAGCAGAAAGACCUGACGCCACCGUGGGAGCAGUUUCCCUGUAAAGACCUCAGUCCUAGCGUGCUGUUCUCCUGCCACCAGGAACAUCAGGAUGCACUGGCUGUUGCUGAUGAGAUGGAGGGCUUGGAUCUGGAGGAACCGAGCAUGCCCCGCGCAGGUGCACACGGCCGGGGUCACUGCGAAGAAAGCGAGCCCUCUGACGACGAGAUGCUGUCUCUCUCUAGCCAGCGCAGCAGUGUGAGCACAGCCUCCCAUAAACCCGACCUGCCUGCUGCAGCGCCAGCGCCACCUCCACCUGCCGAGGAAGUGGAUCUGCUUGGCCUGGACGGGGAGGAGAUCAACCACCCACAUGCUUCACCACAGCUCCCGUCUGCUGCAGCCACAGCCACUGACCUUCUCGGGGACUUGUUUGGGGCCACAGCUCAGCCAGCCAGUGGGCCGUCAUCCUCUCAGUCCACACCACACAAAGUAGUGCCCAACACUGCUUCACCAUGUCACUCUCCUGCACCAGCAUUUGACCCCUUUGGGACAGGUCCAAUGCCUAAGCCUCAGGACAUGAUGGGCUCAUUUCUUGGACCAGGUAAUGUGGGGCAGCCAGACCCCUUUCUGCAUGCUGCUCGCUCUCCAUCACCCACCCUGCAGCCCACAAGCCUCGGCCGGAGUUCCCCUGUUCCACCCUCCACCCCAACCGUCAACAUUCAGCAGCAAAACGCCAUGGGAGGAUGGGACUGGAACAGACCUGCUAACACUGGCGCAGGAGGCUUUGGUGUGGGCAGCCGGUCAGCCACAACCAGCCCCACAGGCUCAGUCCACAGCACCCCCACCCACCAAACCAAGCCAAACACCUUAGAUCCAUUUGCAGACAUAGGCAACCUGGGAGGAAACCUUGGAGGAGGUUCUGGCUUCAACAGCAAACCAACUACUCCUACUGGAGCAACACCCUCUUUUCCUCCCAUGGGCUCCCCAUCGAGGCCUCCUCCAUCGCCCCAACAUGCAGGAGGGUGGCAGCCUCAUGCAGGAGGAGCCAGCUUCCCUUCUUGGCAGGCAGGUGCUGGAGGCAAUGCAGGUUGGCAAGGACAAGGCCCUGCCCCACAGCCAAAGCCCAGCCCCAGCCACACCUCCAUGCCUCACACGUCACCUCAGAACCGGCCCAACUACAACGUCAGCUUCUCUGCAAUGGGAGGAGGCUCGCCCAGUGCUGCCGCUAAAGCACAAGCUGCCAUGGGUUCUAAGCCAAAGGCCUCACAUGCCAACUUUGAUGACUUGCUGUCCGGUCAAGGCUUUGCAGGGACCAAAGAGAAGAAAGGGCCCAGGACUAUUGCAGAGAUGAGGAAGGAGGAGAUGGCCAAAGAGAUGGACCCUGAAAAACUAAAGAUUCUGGACUGGAUUGAGGGGAAAGAGCGUAACAUCCGUGCCCUGCUGUCCACCAUGCACACUGUGCUGUGGGAGGGAGAGACGCGCUGGAAGCCUGUGGGCAUGGCUGACCUGGUCACUCCGGAGCAGGUCAAGAAGGUUUACCGCAGAGCAGUUCUGGUUGUCCACCCAGACAAGGCAACAGGACAACCAUAUGAACAAUAUGCCAAGAUGAUUUUCAUGGAACUAAAUGACGCCUGGUCAGAAUUUGAAAGCCAAGGACAAAAACCUCUGUACUGAGCAAACGGUGCGAUGAAUUGAAAUUAAUUCAUGUCAAUGAAUUCACAAAAUAAUUCGCAGCCACUGGUCCAACAUACAGCCACGCCCUUCAACAUCCGCCUUUAUACCUGUUCUUUGACCCACACUUCUUUCUCUUCUGAUCUGCAAAGACGACAGGACUGCUGUGCUCAGAAACAGUGAACUGCACAAACGACACCAACCCCCCCCAAGCUCUGACCUACUGUUUGUAUGUGGUGCAACAUGUGUGUCCUCUCUUGUUGAGUGUCCUUAUCAAACCACUAAUCAAAGCAGAGUCACCGGGACGACUAGGAGAACAAGACAAAUGUUUGAUUGAGAGGAGACGGAACAUCAGAGACGAAGGACGACGAGCAAGAUAAGAGUGAAACACAUCAGGGAGUGACAUGAACAAACACUUCAGAGACGGCUUUAACUGCAAGACUGUCUUUGAGUAUCUGCAACAGGCAUUUAACCGCUAUACGUUUUGCUUGAAAAGUAGAUUUUGUUUAGUUGUUUAUGGGGAAAUCACAUCCACGAACAGCUCUGUCACAUCAAGUCCAGAUUUUUCAGAAAAUAAGCAGCAGCACCAGGUUAUGGUGUAUUUUUAACUUGAGUCAAAUGACAUGGAAACAUGACAAAACAUGUCUUGGCUUCAAUGCUAAUGAGCCAAAACUCUAUUCAAAAUAAUAACAAAACAACUAAAACAAUGUUUAGGAGAGCUGCUUAACAUGACUGUGUCUGAAUCAUAUUUGCAAAAAACUGGGAGAUUGAACAGUAUAUUUUUGGAUUAGCACAUGUACAUUUCCAUAGCGGAAGCACUUUUCAGCCUCUUUCAAAUUCACUCACACGGUACUGUAUGUUUUACAUAGAUCUCUUUGAAAGCACAAACUGACAACUUCACUCCGUGCAGCUUUGAAGAAAAAUUGUGGUUAUUUAUUCUUUUAUUAGCUAGUUUUUUUUUCUCUUUUUUGUCGGGCCAGUGAAACAGGAAUAAUGUGUCGGCACAUAUCGCAAAUUUUAGUUUGUAGUGUCUUUUUCGCAGCAGACUGCAGAGGUCGCAUGAAUGUAGAGGUCUCAAACAUGCGUAAAGUUAUCAUGAAAACAAUUGGUAUAAACUACUCCCCAACACAUGAGGAUAUAUUUAUCAACGCAAUACAUGUACUACACAUUUACUGUCUUAAUAAGUUAUUUUUUUAAUUUAUGUUAUUUAUUUCAGUCUGUGUUAUUUAAAGAUUAAUUUUGCACCAUAAAUGUGUUUUUAUUGUGGACUAUAUAGUUUUAUAUCAAAACAAAGACUUAUACUUUGAAAUACUGUGAAAGAUCAUUAUGAAUAACACAACUGCGAUGUCAUUGUGACACUGAAACUUGACUAAACUUUCAAUGACACCCAGGAUAUAGGAGUUUGAGACCCCUGCACUAAUGUGUGUAAGCAAUACAACAAUUAAGUUCCUCGGUGCAUCACAAGGUGUGGGUUUAUUUUACAGACAUAAAUUUUAGUUGACAGAUUGUGUUGGAGUGACUUCUGUAUCUCACAUUCCCAAUUCCAUUCAAGUCCAACAUAUUGUAGGUUGUAUCUGUUGUCAUUACAAUAGAUUUAUCAAAACUAUUUUCUUUACAAUUACAAAAUGUUCUUUUCUUUUUUGUAAGUUAAAUAAUUUAUACUUCAUGUUAACUGUACAGCACUGUGUGUUAUGUGUGGCAGGUGCAGAGAGCAGGUGUGACCUUGAGCCUACAUCUUUCCACAUAAUUUCAAUAACUUUCUUACUGAUGCGAUUGUUCCUGUGUAUUUUAUUUUCUCUCCUGCCUUUGGAGCAUGUUUUAAAUUAACAUAUUUCAGUGUCAAAUGUGCAAAAAUGAAAAUAUAUGCAUUUGCAAAUUGGAAAAGAAGCAGUUCUGCAAUUUCCUUACAGUUUUACUUUUAUUAUCAGUUGAAAAAUGUCAAUUUUUAACAUUCUGAUCAUGAACCUUUUAAGUGCUUUACUGUUUUCACACUCUGUUUCUGAAUGUCUUUAGUUCUUCAUAGACAUCAUAAUGUCUUUUGUCUUUACUGGAAUUUGUUUUUUCUCCACCUGCUUUGGAAUAUAGACCACAACAAAAAGAGCAACUGAUAUAAAGUGCUGUUUCUUUGACUGGUUUGGAGCUCAGAUGUGGAUCAUUUAAGGAGGAAAAACUGUGUUUUGACUGAAGUGGGUUUCCAUCAGAGGAUGUUAACGAAGAACAUGUACUCUCUUUGGAUUCUCCAGACACAGGGAGAGUGUAAGUUUGUGCUUUUGUGCCCCAUUUACUUUGAGGACCUACAUGUGAAAUAAUCCCUCAUUGACUGACUUCUCUACCUGCAAUUUUACGGCUGUGUUUCAAGGCUAAUCUCGGUAUUGUAGUCAAUGGAUGUGUGUUGUUGUGGUAUGUAUGAAAAGUGUUGAAAAAAAAGACUUGAAUACAGACGACUGUAGGUUAUGUGUUUGCCUGUCUGCUGUUCCAAGUAUUACUAAAAAUGUGUAAAAAAAAACAACAUGUUUCUGUUUACGGUUACAGGAUGUAAAUAAUGAUCAAGUGCAGUGCACAAAAUAAAUAGUGAACAGAAAACUCAA
This is a messenger RNA of Solea senegalensis (Senegalese sole), 6219 nucleotides long. RefSeq names its product DnaJ (Hsp40) homolog, subfamily C, member 6 (gene dnajc6). The record is from RefSeq and is a predicted model, not a curated record. Lineage: Eukaryota; Metazoa; Chordata; Actinopteri; Pleuronectiformes; Soleidae. Gene Ontology annotation, molecular function: clathrin binding. Gene Ontology annotation, cellular component: postsynaptic density; intracellular membrane-bounded organelle; vesicle. Gene Ontology annotation, biological process: synaptic vesicle uncoating; clathrin-dependent endocytosis. Bases 656 to 3634 code for a protein of 992 amino acids. The transcript is spliced from 19 exons.